Vitis riparia (riverbank grape) is the source of this 571-nucleotide messenger RNA. RefSeq names its product CDGSH iron-sulfur domain-containing protein NEET. The record is from RefSeq and is a predicted model, not a curated record. Gene Ontology annotation, molecular function: 2 iron, 2 sulfur cluster binding. Gene Ontology annotation, cellular component: intracellular membrane-bounded organelle; mitochondrial outer membrane. The coding region runs from base 45 to 398 and encodes 117 amino acids. The transcript has 2 exons. Gene Ontology annotation, biological process: regulation of autophagy. Lineage: Eukaryota; Viridiplantae; Streptophyta; Magnoliopsida; Vitales; Vitaceae.
ACCCUCUCCACCAGAAACGGAAGUGAGAGACAGGGAUUUUCACAAUGGCAUCGGUGAGCAUGGUGGGAGCUGGGUUCUCAUACAGCGCAAGAUCAUCGCCGUCAAUGGAGGCACUGAAGAGUGGCAGAGGAGGAAGAAGCUUCGGCACCCAAUUCCCCAUCUCUUCCUCUGGUGCAGCGAGGAGAGCUGUGGUGGUGAGGGCAGAGACUAUAAACCCAGAGAUUAGGAAAACGGAAGAGAAAGUCGUUGACUCUGUUCCAGUCGCUGAGCUCGCCAAACCCGUCACUGCUUACUGCAGGUGUUGGAGGUCUGGGACUUUCCCACUCUGUGAUGGAAGCCAUGUGAAGCACAACAAAGCUACUGGAGAUAACGUUGGGCCUUUGCUUUUGAAAAAGUAGUAAUCUUUUCAUCUCAUUCAUUUCUCGGCAUGCUAGACUUGAAAACUGAAACUUCGGAGUUUAUCUGAUGAAUGAUGUUUCGAUGCAAUGUGUUUCUACCAAACUUUUACUGAAACAAACAUAGUUUCAUCUCACAAUCGUAGAGGUCAAAGUACCGUUCAUUUUUUCUUGUU